GUCCAAGCUGGAUGAUCAGCAGACGCCCAACAUCACCACGGACCUGAAGCACGGCCUCGUGAUUGGGAGCAACUUGCUCCUGGGUCCUGGUGGCUACAUCUCCCUGAGCGGACCGGGCAUGCUUACGCACCAGGGACGGUGCUUCACUUUUGACAACUCGGCGGAUGGCUUCGCUCGAGGAGAGGGCGUGGGCUCCGUCAAGCUGAAGGUCUGUGAGGAUUCCGUGGAAGCCUCUGGCCGAGUUGCCAUGCUGAUCGGCUGCAGCGUCAAUCAGGACGGCCGCAGCGCCUCCAUGACGGCGCCACACGGCCCAUCGCAGCAGGAAGUCAUUCGACAGUCCAUGCGGGAGGCUGGCUUGUCCCCCAACAGUAUCACCAUCGCCGAGUGCCACGGAACAGGAACUGCGCUGGGAGAUCCGAUUGAGAUCGGAGCCCUGCGAGGGGUCAUGCGUGCAGACCGGGCCCGUCCCAUUCUGAAGACCAGCUCCAAGACGAACCUGGGCCACUUGGAAGCCGGAGCUGGGAUGGCAGGCUUGAUCAAGUGCAUCUGCAUGUUGAACUACUCCUCGGGGGCUCCCAACAUCCAUCUCCUCGUGCUGAACCCGCACUUGGAUGUGGCCGGCUAUCCUGUCUACUUCGAGUCCGAGUUGCUAGACUACGGCAACAACAGUGGCCUCACCGGCGUGUCAUCCUUCGGCUUCGGAGGCACCAACGCGCGUGCAGACGUGUGGGGCCACGCGACGAAGGGACAUCGCUACUGCAUCACUGGCCCCCUGGAGUCUCUGACGCAGUUUCAAAGAUAG
Molecule: messenger RNA, 802 nt
Organism: Symbiodinium necroappetens
Lineage: Eukaryota; Dinophyceae; Suessiales; Symbiodiniaceae
Source: the annotation of a GenBank genome assembly